AGCAGUUCUCACGAGCGCUGAUACCGAUUUUUCGUUGCUCAGAACGCAAACCCUUUCAACGACGACCGAGAUAAAGCACUGAAGAAGGAAACUCCAGCUCAAGUCUGUGGCUUUUCUUCGAGUAUCACAAGUCAGUGGAACUGAAAUUCAAGGUUAUCUGGGGUGAACAGAGCGCUCCACAAUGGACAGGCACAGCCCCGAUUCCCAGAUGUCUCACAAGGAACCGAGUCGCCUGCGAGCUCUGCUCCGUCGAUCUGUAACUGCGACGGCGUCGGUUCCUGUGGUUGGCCACGCAUCCUCUACUGCUUCCAGGUCAACGGCGCCGAAGCAAGGCAAAGAAAGCCUCAGAAAGAAAAAUGUACACUCUCCCGAGCAGCGCCAGCACAACCAAGCUUAUGCUAUGGAGCUACCAGGUACAGCCGCGUUCAAAGCAGUUGGGACUCCACCGGAAGAGGUACUGAACCCAACGAGCGUCGAACGCAGCGGACGACCCAUCAAUGGAAAGACUCCUGGCGCUGCGCCGUUAGGCGCGAGUGCCUCACCGGCGAACGAGAAGUCAGGGCAUGAUGGCUGUGCUGGAACCCAUGUGAAAAACAUCGGCAAGAAAAAUUCCGAGAGCCCUGUUUUCUUCGCCGAUCAAACACACCCAGGAAGUCACUCGCAGCGCUCUCCAAAGUACGAGGCUUCUUCACAUCCCGCACGCAGGUUGACGGAAGCAUCGCCAAUGCACCUGGGCGUCAAUUCUCCAAGCCCCAGUUCUAUGAGCAGUCCCAGUUUCUCGAACGGCCCAUUCCGCAAGAAGGUCCUGCAUCGUCGCCCCGGAGUGGACCUUCUUAGGACUGAGUUCGAUGCCCUCUUCAAAGAGAACAGGGCCCUGCUUGAGGAAGUGGAUGCAGUUAAACGCGAAAGUAUACCGAAAAAGUCCAUAUUUGAGCGUGGCGUCCAGAAUCUUCUCGCCGUGCCCUUGAAGCCACCUGCAUUCCACGGUUUUGCAGGAGGCACGACCAAAGUGAUACCGGGGCUUGUCGCAGAAGAUUCGUCGAAAGGUUUGCCAGGGCAAGUCUUUCCCACGGGUGCCUUCGAAACGGCGAGCCCGAACAUUGAGCAGACCUUCAACCGACGGGCCAUGAACAUAUUUAUUUUCGUGGCGGCCCUGCUCUUGGCGUCAGCUGUGCUCGUCAUGCUGCUGCUCAGGCUACAGGACCCCUACAGCAGCCAGCAAGCGCGGGUCUGCCUGACCAGCGACUGCCGUCUACACGCGCUCUACCUGUCCUAUCGGGUCAACAGCUCGGUCAGGCGCUGCGACGACUUCGAGGCCCACGUAUGCUCGGCCUGGGAGCCGCCCGAGGGCUACCGCGAGGUGGCCAAGACCGCCAUCAGUGAGGUCGUCAGGCGCUGGAUGCAUGAACUGAGGCACCUACUGCAGGAGAGCACUGCCGGAGGCACUGCGCGCCGCAAGGCUCUUUCUUUGCUGGACAGUUGUAUGGCCGACCGCAAAGCCACACCUCACGAUGCCGGAACGUUUCUAAAUUUCAUGAAGCAGUUAAACUUGUACUGGCCCUAUGAUCCGCCAGCGAAUGUGAGUGCCCUUGGCGUGCUCGUUCGCCUGGCCUAUAAAUGGCAAAUGACCUUCUGGAUGACGCUGCGGUUGGCCGAGGAUCCGGUGGCAAGAAAUCGGUACAGACUAAUUUUCUGCAGCGGCGACGAAGAUCAAAUGGUUUUCCUUAACAUGAACCACAAGCAGCUCCUGGAGCGAGAUGCCUACGUUCAGUACUGGAAGAGCCACUACGUGAUGCUGUACGGCGAAAACAGUACCAGCCGAAAUCCCUUCGUCACGCAGAUGUACGAGAGCGCCACGCUUCAGAGUGACGUCAUCCAGACGCUGCUGGCUGUGCUCAAAAAGAGCCCCAAGUCGCCAAUGUCUACAGCUGUAGGCAAGCUUGGAAAGUACACAGGCAGACGCCUCAAUUCGUCCAGCUGGUUGCGAUUCCUGCGCGAACACGUGAACCUUCGCUCCAACGGAUCCGUCUCUGAGGGGACGGAAGUGCUGGUCUCCGAUCCAAUGCUCCUCGAGUCAAUUGGGGCCCUCUUCUCCAAGUACAGCGACGCGGACUUAAUUCGCCAAAUGUCCUGGGAGUUCGUGCAGCUGCACGCAUUGACCAUCGACAAGACCCCGCUGGAGAUUGCCUUUUCCGGUCACUGGUACGCUAUGCCUCACGUGUCCGUGUAUUGUUCUCGAUACGUGGAGACCGUUUACAGACCUCUGCUCGCAUCCAUCUACGUGAGGAAGCACCUGAACGCCGACGACCGGCGCGCUCUGGACUCGGACAUGACGGGCCUAGUGAAUGCGGUCAUCAAGAAGGUCAACGGCUCGUCUCUGUUCGAAGCGCAGGGUAAGAGCGAGGCCGUGGAAAAACUUCGUGCUUUGAGCACCACUAUCUGGCCCGAGAAAAAGUACUUCGAUGACGAAACGCUGGAAACAACGUACCACUUGUUUCCGCAUGCCAGGGAGUCCUCUUUCUUGGUAAACUGGAUCCAAUCGCACCACGUGUUGCAUGAACUCAACGGAACUGGUCUGUACGAAGCCACCGUCAGUUUGCACAACAUGAUCUCCUUCUCGCUCGCCGACUACGACUACCUGACCAACGACGUCCGUGUAGCCAUAAGUGCCCUCACCAACCCGGUCUACUACCCCCGCGGCUCGCGUUCCAUGUUCUACGGUGGCCUAGGUUACCUGUACACCAGCCACGUAUUGAAGGCCAUCGACGAGACUGGGCGCAUGGUUCGGGCCAAUGGCACGGUUGCCACGCAGUCGAUGUUAUCGUCGGGAAAACAGGACGAGCCAGAAAAAUAUCGUCAUUGCCAGGAAGCUUACCACGGCGGAUCUCUUCUUUCGGACCUUGGCGCGCUCAAGAUAGCACACAAUACGUUUCUCGCCACAACAGCGGUAGACCGUGGCAAGGUCGUUUCCAGAAACUACACCGAGGAACAGGUCUUUUUCCUCACUGUGUGCCGUAUAUUGUGUGAGUUGCCGGCCCCUCAGUUCCACUCGACAACCUGCAACGCUCUCCUCAGAAAUUCGCCAGAGUUCGCCGAAGCGUUUAAUUGCCACCCCGGUUCACCCAUGAACCCAAAGGAAAAGUGUCAGUACUUGCACGGGUCUGAAAAUUGAAUGAGAUUACACAUAUGGUGUAAGUGUAUAUAUAUAAUAUAUAUAAAGGUUGCGUAUAAUACUUUCGGACAGGCGAAAAACAGGCUUUAAAAUUGUCUAGUUACUCAAGGAGAUCUGAGGACACAAGAUGUGAACACAUAACUCCUUUUAUAAGAAACAAGCUUUUUCUGCUUAUGAUGGCUGGUUUUAUUGAUUUCUGUAAAUGUGUGUCGCUGUGCUGAGAGGGCAUACGCAUUUUCUGUGUUUUAUGUUGCAUUUUAGUCUAUGGUUUUAGGCCACGUAUCUCAUUACCUACAUGCGAAUAGUUCUAGUCACCCUCUUCAUAUUACCAUGACCUGCAUACUAUAUUGACAUUUAUGCAAAAUAUGUAUGCAUCCUCAGCACCUUUGCGUGUCUCCGCAUGCAAAAAUGUUUCCAUAUACAAAUGGAAGCCAUAUGAAUCGAUGCUGUAGGUUAGAAGAUAUUCUGGGGUUUCACGUGUCAAAAACCACGGAAUGAUGCUGAGUACCUGGGGUUCUUUAACGUGCCCAAUGUACGGUACACGGGUGUUUUUUUUUUCGCAUUUCACUCUCAUAGAAAAGCGGCCACCGCCGCGGGGAUUUGCUGCCGUGACUUCGUGCUCAGCAGCGCAACGCCAAAGCCACUAAGAAACCACGCCGAAUAAUGAAAAGAUUGAUUCAGUGAUAUACAACUGACGGA
Dermacentor albipictus is the source of this 3871-nucleotide messenger RNA. RefSeq names its product neprilysin-like. Lineage: Eukaryota; Metazoa; Arthropoda; Arachnida; Ixodida; Ixodidae. The record is from RefSeq and is a predicted model, not a curated record. Gene Ontology annotation, biological process: protein processing. Gene Ontology annotation, molecular function: metalloendopeptidase activity. Gene Ontology annotation, cellular component: plasma membrane.